GGGCUCUCUGCCCGAGCACAUUCUCUCUCUAGUUUCUCCCUCCGGAUCACAGAAUUUGAGCGUCCCAAAGCAAGUGGGGGGGGGGGGGGGGGGGGGGGGGGGCGCAGCUACCUUGAAAGACCUAAAGAUUUGCCAACCCCUUUCGCCUUUCGGAUUUUACUUUUCUCACCUCAUUUUCCCAACAAUGUAAAAUCACUUUCCUUUCCGGUUCCUAUAAAGAAAAGUUCAACACCCUCCUCUUUUUCUUGCUUCAAUCUUUCACUUUGCCCCUCUUUCCAAUUCCUCGCUCCUUUUUCCUCUCUCUGUCUUUGCUUCCAAAACCCACCAAGAAAAACUUACUAAAACCAAUUCUUUCACAAUCUUGUGGGUUAUCUAGAGAAAAACGAAGUGGGUUUUUGAAAUAUUGUGUGUACAUACAUACAAACAAAGAUAGAGAUCGGAUACAAUCGAUUAUGGGUUUGGUCGGAAGGCUGAUUUGGGUCAAUGAUUACGGCAAGAAGCAAUGCAAGAGCCUUUUCUGGAGGAUGAGGGCGGCGGUAGUGAAGAAGAAGAAGGCGGGGAAGAAGCAAUGCAAGUUCCAGUACGAUCCUUGGAGCUACGCUCUCAAUUUCGACGACGGCGGCGGCGGCAGAAGCAGCAGCAGCAAUUUGAGAGUGAUCGAAGGUGUAGGAGAUGGAGGAGCAUCCCGAAAGGGUGGAUUUGUGGUCGUUCGGGGCUUGUCUGGAGCCACUGUUUGGGUUUAUGUUUAUCUGGGUAAUAGAGUCUUGUAACUAGUGUUCGGUUGCUCUGUGUUUGGAACUUGGUUCCGUGAAGUGAUAAUGCCAUGGAAACCUUUCUUUUUGCCGAUUAAAAAAAAGAAGAAGUGAUAAUGCUAGAGGGAAUUUGUUGA
Messenger RNA from Rhododendron vialii, 889 nucleotides. RefSeq lists its product as uncharacterized. The coding region runs from base 453 to 770 and encodes 105 amino acids. The transcript has a single exon. The record is from RefSeq and is a predicted model, not a curated record. Lineage: Eukaryota; Viridiplantae; Streptophyta; Magnoliopsida; Ericales; Ericaceae.